Messenger RNA from Knipowitschia caucasica, 2121 nucleotides. Lineage: Eukaryota; Metazoa; Chordata; Actinopteri; Gobiiformes; Gobiidae. The record is from the annotation of a GenBank genome assembly.
AUGGCGCUGAAGGACCGUGUGGAGUCCGUGUUGAACGUGGGCCUCCGCGUGCCCAGUAUCAUGCUGCUGGACGUUCUCUACCGCUGGGACGUCAGCUCUUUCUUCCAGAAGGUCCAGAGAUCGAGCCUCUCCAACAACCCCCUGUUUCAGUACAAGUAUCUGGCCCUUUACCUGCACUAUGUAGGUUACAUCCUGAGCCUGGUGCUCCUCACUCUGCCUCGCCAGCACCUGGUGAAACUGUAUCUGUACGUCCUCACUGCGCUGCUUCUGUACGCUGGACACCAAGUCUCAAGGGAUUACGUCCGCAGUGAACUGGAUUCAGGCAACGAAGGACCGGUCUACCUGGAGCCUCUCUCCAUGAACAGAUUCACCACUGCACUCAUAGCUCAGUUGGUGGUCUGUACGCUCUGCUCCUGCGUGAUGCAAACCAAGAGGAUCUGGCUGUUCUCUGCUCACCUGCUCCCUCUUGUGGCCAGACUGUGUCUUGUGCCCCUCGAGACCAUCGUCUUCAUCAACAAGUUUUCCAUGAUCUUCACCGGCCUGGAGGUCAUUUACUUUCUGGCCUCCAACCUACUCGUUCCAUACAAUCUUGCAAAAACUGCCUACCGUGAGCUGGCUCAGGUGGUGGAGGUGUACGGCCUGCUGGCUCUGGGCAUGUCUCUGUGGAACCAGCUGGUGCUGCCGGUUCUCUUCAUGUGCUUCUGGCUCGUGCUGUUCGCUCUGCAGAUCUACUCCUACUUCAGCACCCGCGACAAGCCCACGUCCCGAGAGAGGCUGCUCUUCUUCUUCCUCACCAGUGUUGCAGAAUGCUGUAGCACUCCGUACUCUCUGCUGGGGCUGGUCUUCACUGUGUCCUUCAUCGCUUUGGGAGUUUUGACUCUGUGCAAGUUCUACCUCCAGGGAUACAGGGCCUUCAUGAACGACAACACCAUGCACCGGGGCAUGACUGAGGGCAUCACUCUCCUGAUCCUGGCGGUUCAAACGGGUCUCAUCGAGCUGCAGGUGAUCCAUCGAGCCUUCCUCCUCUCCAUCAUCCUCUUCAUCGUCGUCGCUUCCAUCCUGCAAUCCAUGUUGGAGAUAGCAGACCCUAUUGUUCUGGCUCUGGGCGCAUCCAGAGACAAGAGUCUCUGGAAGCACUUCCGAGCCGUGUCUCUGUGUCUGUUCCUGCUCAUAUUCCCAGCGUACAUGGCUUAUAUGAUCUGUCAGUUCUUCCACAUGGACUUCUGGCUCCUCAUCAUCAUCUCCUCCUCCAUCCUCACCUCUCUACAGGUGCUGGGGACUCUGCUGAUCUAUGUGCUGUUUAUGGUGGAGGAGUUUCGAAAGGCUCCUGUUGAAAACAUGGACGAGGUCAUCUACUGUGUGAACGGCACAUACCGGCUGCUGGAGUUCCUGGUUGCCGUGUGCGUGGUGUGUUACGGCGUGUCGGAGACUGUUUUUGGGGAGUGGAGUGUAAUGGGCAGCACCAUCAUCCUGGUGCACUCCUACUAUAACGUGUGGCUGCGGGCGCAGCUGGGCUGGCAGAGCUUCCUGCUCCGAAGAGACGCAGUCAACAAGAUCAAGAGCCUCCCCACCGCCAGCAGCUCUCAGCUGCAGCAGUACAACGACAUCUGUGCCAUCUGCUACCAGGAGUUGAACAACGCUGUGAUCACUCCCUGCAGUCACUUCUUCCACGCUGGCUGUUUGAAGAAGUGGCUGUACGUCCAGGAGACCUGCCCUCUCUGUCACUCACAGCUGAAGAGCCAAGCCCCUGGUCCACCCACCCCAAUCCAGGACCCAGAUCAGAGUGUGGCCAAACCCAAGCAGGAAGAAGACUCCUCCUCUUCACCAAAUGGGCAAACAGACGGAAAGGGACCAGGACCAGAGGAAGACAUUUUAAAUACAGAGUCCAGAGAAUCCCAAAAUAUCAAAAUCACACCGUUACCCAACCAUCUUUCUUCACAACCUGCGGAACAAGACAUUUCUCCUCCCACUCCCUCACGUUUCCCUGGUGUGGGUUUCAAGCUAACGGCUAAAGCUACAGCAGCCACCUCUGAAUCCGAGCCCCUCCCACAUACAGAUUACCCAGAAUCUUCCUCCGAGUUGCCCUCACAGCUCGACCUUCUCCAAAAGAAGAGACAGUAG